CUACCAGCAGGAGGAAUGGCACCAUCUGUGGCUCGGCUUGUGUUUCUCCAGUUUGUUCUAGGACCAGCUCUGAUUGAAGGCAUCAAGGUGCAGAUCGCCAUCAGGAACUUCCGCCGAUUACACAUUGACUAUCCCCGGGUUAGCUACCCAAAGGGCUUCCACGGCUAUUGUAAUGGUCUCAUGGCCUAUGUGCGGGGCAGAAAGUGGAGUUGGUAUUGCCCCCAAAUUCAUUACAUGGUGCAUGCCCCCUGGAGAGAAAUCAAUGGGUUCUGCAAGUACAGUGACAGCUUCUGUGAGAAUUACAACGAAUACUGCACACUCACAGAGGACGCCAUCCCCGUCACGAUCUGCUCUCUGGUCUCUAGACAACCGCCCACGAGCUGCCACUAUAAUGAAACCCUAACCAACCAAAGGCUCUACCUGCUCUGUUCUGGGAAGAAUGAUGCUGAACCAAUAGGCAUCAUUGGCCUCUACUAGGAAAGGAAGGUUUUCAUUCUGAACCACCGCCUACCGCCACCACACGCAAGCCUGACCCUACUCCCGAACUUCUGAUCCCUGGUAUAAGGCUUCCUUCCUGACUUCACAGACAGGCAGGGUCCCCUCCCAAGAGACAAGGAAGGUAGGACAAAUGUCUUGAGCUUCAGUCACCAUGCAAAGUUAUACAGCCUUGUAGCCUCUUUCCAACUUGUUUACCUCCUUUCUUCCCUUACCAUCCUCCCUCUCCCACAGACAGUCUUACCCACCCAAGAAGCUGACUGUGUCCAGUUGGCAGUGACUAUCCAUCCACUGGGCCAGAUCCUGAAUCCUGGAUGGAGGCCCAGAGCCUCAGCUCACACCAUGGCAACAGGCACCCAGCUCCGUGUCUCAACUCCCCAUCCCCACCAGCCUUCUCUUCUUAGCUUUCCCCAUCUCCACUCACUCACCUACACAGUAGGUACCUUUAGCUUCAGGGACCUCCCUAAGACCCUUAGCCUCAUUCUAGCCUCUCUUCUCCAGAAACCUUCUCAGUUCCCAGUCUGUUCCUCUCUGUGAAAUCAUUGAUCUUCUCUCCUCAUCACCUGUUCUUUCCUCUACCACAGAGCCCAGGGUAGUCUCUCCCUGACAUUCCCAACCUCCUGUAGUCACCCUGUCUUCCUUUCUCUGACCCUUUUUCCUUCCCCCCUUCUCACUGUGACUCAGUGGAGUUUCAAGUUACCUUCUCUGACCUGUUCUCCCCAAAGAUUACUGCAUUCCUUUCCUUCCAAAAGCUUCUCCUGAUACC
This is a messenger RNA of Neogale vison (American mink), 1261 nucleotides long. RefSeq names its product ribonuclease A family member 13 (inactive) (gene RNASE13). The record is from RefSeq and is a predicted model, not a curated record. The coding region runs from base 16 to 477 and encodes 153 amino acids. The transcript has a single exon. Lineage: Eukaryota; Metazoa; Chordata; Mammalia; Carnivora; Mustelidae. Gene Ontology annotation, molecular function: nucleic acid binding.